Paramecium tetraurelia is the source of this 1545-nucleotide messenger RNA. RefSeq lists its product as uncharacterized. The record is from RefSeq and is a predicted model, not a curated record. The transcript is spliced from 6 exons. NCBI's taxonomy places the organism in Eukaryota, Ciliophora, Oligohymenophorea, Peniculida, Parameciidae. Gene Ontology annotation, molecular function: phosphatidylinositol binding; protein binding.
AUGUUACUCAUGAAUGAAUCCAUAAAUGUGACCAUUCCUUCGUAUCAAUAGGAAUCUUCAAACGUGCAAUACGUGAUCGAUAUCAAGACGAGAAAUAAGCAACAAUGGCAAAUUCCUAAGCGCUAUUCUUAAUUCGAGGAUUUGCACAAGAAAUUGAUCCCACUCUUUCAAGAACUCCCUGAAUUGCCAAAGAAAGCCUUCAUUACAUUCUUGGUUGGAAAGUCAAAGGAAUAAUUGGAGGAUCGAAGAGCUGGCUUGGAGAAAUAUCUUUAGUAAUUAAUAGUUCGUCGUGAGAUAUAUCAUUCCUAAUUACUCCGAGACUUCUUGCAGCUUGAAUAAUGCGAAGAAAUUCUCCCUCCCAACUUACUUCAUUCCUUUAAGACAAUUAUGGGCAUACGUGAUGUUGCCCAAUCUGACCAAGGAGUGAUGUUCCUCCUCUAAGCAGAUAUGAGUGUGUUAAAUAGAGUGGAUGCUUAUGUCAACAACAUGAAAAUGCCUUGGGAUUCAGAAUAGGGAGAACUCAAAACCAUACCAGUUGGAUAAGUUGAAUGCUACAUAAAGUAAGAAGAAGGAGAGUUUUGCUAUAAGAAAUUAUGGACCAAAGAGUAUAGUACUUAAGCAAUUUGCAUGUUUUAUGAGCCAAUCACAUGCACCUUGCUUGUUGGAUUGGACUCUGGAAAUAUUAAUUUUAUUAAGGUGUCAGAAAGGGAUUCUUUCCAAAAAUACGAAUAGAGCAUUGAGAUUGAAAUUCAUAUGGCCAGAAUAAUGGGUUUGUUUUAUAGAAAUGGGCAGAUUCAUUCUGUUUCUAAAGAUACUCAUUACAAAGUCAUUGAUAUGGAUUAAGGUGGAUUAAAAUCAGAUUUUUCGAUUGGCAAACACGAACUAACAUCAUUGACAUAUAAUGAAUAGAGACAAAUCUCUGUAGUUGGUAAUAGGAAUGGUUAACUGUAUAUACUAAACAUAAAGCCUGCGUAACCAAUAGUAAUGUUGACUAUUGAGACGAGCACUUCAUUUAUCAGAGGUCUAGUUUUGGACUACUAGAAGAACUAUUUAAUAUCCGUAUCUUAUGAUGAUGGUGUGAUUUGUGUUUUAGAUGUUGGCAAAUGUCUACAAGAGAAUGUGGGCAAGAUUAAAACCAAAAUUUAAGCCAAAAUUAAAACUAGAGAAGUUCAAUGGUCAAGUAAACGAGGGGAAUUGUUCGUUGGUAAUGAUGAUGGGACAGUCACAAUUUACAAUGCACUAGAUUUACAACCUUAAUGUAAUAUGUUUUCUUAUCUCCCAGUUGUACUAAAGGCACAUGAUAAAGCCAUCACUAAAUUGAUUUGGUAGGAAUCUACUCAGAUACUUGUUACUGGUGGCAAGGAUGAGUUGAUUAAGUGGUGGCAUUUUCCAAAAAAGUGGAAGGCUGGUGAUCAAGAUGAGUAGGUCAAAUCAAAACAGUUGAUUGAGGCCAAAAUGGACAAUAUCUUAAAGUUGUAAAAUUAGAAUCAAAAAGUUGAUUCAGAUGAGGAAGAUGAGACAGGUUUAGGCAAUUGGCAUAAAUGA